GGUGGGAGGAAAGACACUUUGAAGGGGGAGAUAAGGGUUAUUAGGUUUGGCAGGGAGGAGUUCAGCAAAAUAAGGGGGGAAAACGCCUCAAAUGCUUAGGGGAGGAUCUGCACUCCUACUCUGUAACUUCUCACUGCGCAGGGAAUUGAGGUGGGCGCCAGAUAUCGUUCCUGGGAUGGAGUUAAGUAGAAGGAAAAGCUCAUUCUGCUAAAUUUCUGUGCCAUAGUAUUGUGAAAGUACAAGGAGGCAAUUUUAGUUGUCAGCAUUCCCAUUUUGCAGUAGUGCUGGUCUUUACUCUUCGCUUGCCAGAAAAGCAGGAGAUUCAAAGUCUUUCCUGAUGGAAUAUAAUCCCAAGGGACUGAAGAUCUCUUUGCAACACUUACACAGAAAUUAACACAUUCCACAAAAUAUUACCCCAGUCCCCAAGAAGGAAUCCCCGAGGCCCUGUAUAGGAAGAAUGUUCUGUCAUUCUGCAGAAUCAAGAAUUAGCUGCUUGAACUGGAGUUGAGUUGGCUUCUUUGGAAAACCCAACCCCUGGAAAUCAUUACAAAAUCCACAGCCUUCAAGCCUUCCUUGUGAACCGUCAGUUAGGAGGAAGUUUUGCAAACAAGUGCCGUUUGUCAGAACUGACAAGUGCCUGUGUGAGGGUGGAGAAAAGGCACGAGUUUGGCUGAGCUGCCACUCAGACCUGCCUGCUUGCAAUCAACUACUUAAUUCAAGGAAAUGCAGGAGAUGUUUCUGAAGCUCUCAUAGGCUCAGACUGAUGAUACUUCUGGUGCGGACUCCUCCCCUCACUCAGGUAUGAGGGAAACAGGAAGCAUCAGUCUCAGACAAUGAACUACGUGGGCCAGCUUGCUGAGACGGUGUUUGGGACUGUGAAGGAGCUCUAUAAAGGCCUGAACCCAGCCACCCUGACCGGCUGCAUUGAUGUCAUUGUGGUGAGGCAACCAGAUGGCACCUUAUAUUGUUCACCUUUCCAUGUGCGCUUUGGGAAGCUGCGUGUCUUGCAUUCCAGCGAGAAAGUGGUUGAUAUAGAAAUCAAUGGAGAGCCAGUUGACCUACAUAUGAAGCUGGGUGACAAUGGAGAAGCUUUCUUUGUUCAGGAGUUUGAAGAACAAAAGGAGAGCAUCCCUACCUCCUUGUGCACAUCUCCCAUACCCUCGGAGAAAAGCUCAGCUCCUGUAACUAGAUCUUCCAGCUUGCAUGGAAACCCUGAUGGCUCGGAUACAACCCUUCGUAAGAAAAGAAGGUGUAAGAAGAAGCCAAAGAAGGAAUUGGCGGCCGACUCCACUUCGGAAGAAGAGGAGACUGAAAGUGAAAGGUCCCUGGAGGAGAAGCGGAAGCUGAUGACUUCCAACACUUCAAUGUAUUACUCAUUCACUGAUGUUCAGAAUGAAGGCGCUGGGACUUUGCAACCAAAGGAAGCCUAUCCCUACUCUGAUGGAGAGCUGGCUCCCUUACAGAGCCUCUCUCCAAACUCUUUAUUGGCCCCCAAAAGUGACUCUGAAUUGGAGAUCAGGAAUCCUGAAAUGCUGCUUGGCUCUGAGUCCCACAUGCAGUGGUUGUGGGGAAGACUCCCUGAGGUGAGCAAAUGGGAACGUGCAGAAGCAACAAAGCCUGCCACAAGUAUCUCCAUGAUACCAGCUGUUUCCCCAGCUACCACCAUCCCUGUGGGGGAAACAACUCACUUCAUUGCCAUUAAAACAGGCCUAGAAGAGGACUUGGACACUGCUGACUUGGAUGCAUCCUGUCCUCCAGUCACUUCCUUAAUCAGGCCAACCCCUGUCUUUUCUACUGGAAAGAGCAGCCUUUCAGGAGGUGAAGACCCCCAUCCCUCCACUCAGCUGGACAGCGGUGAUCUAGAGUCAGCUCAGGCUCUUGCAGAGGAGAUGAAAGAUGUCCAAGGCCUAGCAACAGCUGCUGAGACGGAAGGAAAAUUGUGCAUAGAGGAGGUGACUGAGCAGAUUCAGGAACUCAAUCAGGAAGUGCUGGCUUCAAGGAGAACUAGUUUGGGGAGCACAGAGCCCUGCAGCAGCCUGGAGUCGCAAAUGGAGAAGAGAAGGGGCUCUGUGAAGAGAAGCUCUCAUCUGGGACCUGCUGAUAUUUACUUAGAGGAUCUCUCCAACCUCGACUCGGAACAGGUGGCACUCUAUUUCCCCAAAAGUGAUGCUGAACUAAGUGGCCAAGCACAGGCUGAUCCUGGCAGCUUCUCUCAUACUCACCCACUGGGUGGUGCUAAUGUUGGCAACAGCACAGAUAACUUCUUGGAGCCUGCAACAUGUGAUCUGAUGCCUCCCAUCCUUCUGUCCCUUUGUGGUGGUCUUGGGGAUGAUGGAGAACUAACUCAUGUAGAGAAAUUUAUGAAGCAUAUAGUUUCCUACCAGGAGUUUGCAGAGAACCCAGCAGUACUUGAGGAUCCAAACCUGGUGAUACAGAUACAGAAGAAAUAUUAUAACUGGGCAGUUGCAGCUCCCAUGCUCCUCUCCCUACAAGCUUUCCAGAAGAAUCUUCCCAAGAGUACUGUUGACAGACUAAUGAAGGAGAAGAUGCCGAAGAAGGGUGGCAGGUGGUGGUUUUCGUGGCGGAGAAGAGAACUUUCCAGCGAGGAGCAAGAAUCCAGGGCCCAGAAAACCAGUACAGCAGACAAGCAUCAAGGAGACUCCUUUGUACAGAGUAAAGAAGAUGCUUCUUCCAGUGAUGAUGAGUCCAUAUCCUCAGGCCAAGGGGACAGGCCCCUACCGGAUGCUAUCACACAGAAAUUCCUGCCAACCUACAAGAAAUCCUUGAAACUAUCUUCAGAUCAAAUUAAGAGUCUGAACCUCAGAGAUGGUCCCAAUGAGGUAGUGUUCAGUGUGACCACUCAAUACCAGGGCACAUGUCGCUGUGAAGCCACCAUUUACUUAUGGAACUGGGAUGACAAGGUGGUGAUCUCUGACAUUGAUGGGACAAUCACUAGGUCUGAUGCUCUGGGUCACAUCUUGCCAUAUCUGGGGAAAGACUGGACCCACCAAGGGAUUGCUAAACUGUUCCACAAAAUUCAUCUGAAUGGAUACAAGUUUCUCUAUUGUUCAGCCAGAGCCAUUGGCAUGGCACACAUCACCAAAGGCUACUUGGACUGCAUCAAUGACCAGGGCUGUGUGCUCCCCAAAGGUCCCAUCCUGUUGGCACCUAGCAGUCUCUUCUCAGCGCUUCAUAGGGAAGUCAUCGAGAAAAAGCCAGAGGUGUUCAAAAUUGCCUGCUUAACAGACAUCCGGAAUCUGUUUGGUUCCAAUAGGCAACCCUUCCAUGCUGCCUUUGGGAACAGGACGAAUGAUGUUUAUGCCUACAAGGAAGUGGAGCUUCCUGAAUCCCGGAUAUUCACUGUGAACCCCAAGGGAGAACUGAUCCAAGAGCUCAUAAAGCUCCACAAGUCCACAUAUGAUCGGCUGGGUGAGGUGGUAGAACUCCUCUUUCCUCCUGUUGGCAAAGAUGUGAGCGUUUCCUUGGUUUGUCCAGAGUUCAGCCAAUUCUCUUACUGGAGAUCUCCGCUGCCCACAGUUGACUUGGAAGAUCUUGCCUGAGAAUACAGAACCAGGGUCAACAAGAAGGAUCUUUAGCUGUUGGCAGACUAAUAUGGUAGAUGUGCAGGAUAUGCUUCGUGCAGCAUCUUCCCCGCUAUGUGAAGUAAUUCCAUUUUCAAAAAGUGUGUGUGAGUGUGCACGCACAUACAUGCAGAUGGGCACUUAGAAUUGCAAUUCCUCUUAUUUUUCAAGGCAGAAUGUGGAAAAAAGGUGGUCAAAUAAAUGAGUGUACUUUUCUUAUGAACUAGGAAUGUUUUCAGACAUCCUCAAAGAGUCUGACCUAAAUCCUCCUUUAAAAUUGGUGAGCAAAUUGAUGGUGGAUUUGACUAUUAAUGAUGGAUGCUAUUCACACUUGUCCCUCCUUGUUCCGAUGGCCUAUAUAUGUAUGGUGCCCACAGAAACCCUGUAUCCUGGAAGGGAAAACAAGGGAAGAGAACUUUGCCAGUGAACCUCUAGAGCUUCAGUCUGUUGUGGUGAUACUAAUGAAUUGCUCAAUUCCUCUUGCUUUGUUCAGCAGAUUAUUGGCAUUAUGGUGGGCAUUUCCUAAUGGCGUUGGUACAUGCUCUAAUCCAGGGCUACUCAACUUUGGCCCUCUUGCAGAUGUUGGCCUACAACUCCCAUAAUGCCUGACUAUUGGCCAUUGUAGCUAGGGACUAUGGGAGUUGUAGUCCAGAAACAGCUGGAGCGCCAAAGUUGAGCAGCCCUGCUCUAAUCUUUAGUGCCUUAAUCUCUACAUGCUUGUGUCUACCUGUUUGAGCCACAUUAUGUAGGAGAUAGACAACUGUCUUUUUUUACAGAAAGCUGAAGGAGGGACAAUUGAGGCAAUGUUGCUUACAGUGUACAUGCUUGUCUACUAGCCUCUUUGUUCACAGACUUUAUUGUGCUUCAAAAAUAUGCAAAUCACAUUCGACCAGAGGUGGCAGUGGGAUAAAAGAUACGUGUGUUAAUUCAUAAAGAACUAAAUCUCCUCUCAUACUGCCUUCAAUUCUCUCUUAAAAGCAACAUCUCUUCUCUUUUAAGUUGUUCACUGUAACUUCUGGUGAGGGAGUACUCCUUUAUAAGCUGUCUCUUGUCUGCAACUGCUAUUGAAGAAUGCUGCUGCUACUACUGAAAGAGACUCUGGUGCUAUUGAAUCUCUCCUGGAUUCUGAGCUGUACCUGUCUAUCUUGAAGACAGUUACAUUUAUCCACCCUUCCCAUGGCCUACUACCAAAGGAUAUUUUCAGACAUGGGAUUGAGUUAGGAAUAAACUGCUUGGUUGUGUGUAAGUUCAGAGGUGCUCCAGAAUUGCAUUGUUUUAUUGAGGGAUGGCUUAUUUUAAGUGGCUGCUUAGUUGUGUAACAAAGGACCAGUUUUGACACCACAUUAGCUGAGUGGGGUGGUUCCGAAACCCCAGUUCCUAUAUUCUCAUGGUCCACUGCAGUUCUUAAAUAGUGAAGCUAUGCCACUUAGUUGGCGGCUAUAUUUUUGCAUGGGAAUACACCAAAAAUGUGUUGCAAUGCGUUUGACCCCAUGAUUUGAGUAAUGUGUAUCUUUAUUCCACAAAUGAGCAUUGAGAAGGGAAACGAGGAAGGAAAUAACUGGCAAGAGAAGGGUGGAAACCAAAAACUUUGGGAUUUAAUCUCUGUGGUUAUUUUUCACUGAACUUCGACAGCAUCAGUAUAAGCAGCUGCCCCAGCUUGAAUGAAAGCUUGGACCUGGCCCAAGGCAACAAUCCUUGUUCUACCUCACUUGCACGUCCCUCUUUUUGUGAACUUAGACAGGACUUCUUGCAUUAUAUUAAGCAAUGGUUCAACACAAGUCCUGUGAGUUGCUUAUGUUGUGACGAAUCUGAUGAUCCAUAGUGAAUGGGCUAGCUAUAGUGAAUGGAAUGCUAAGACUGCUGUGCAGGUACAAUAAACACUCUGAAACUGA
This is a messenger RNA of Hemicordylus capensis (graceful crag lizard), 5473 nucleotides long. RefSeq names its product lipin 3 (gene LPIN3). Lineage: Eukaryota; Metazoa; Chordata; Lepidosauria; Squamata; Cordylidae. The coding region runs from base 834 to 3560 and encodes 908 amino acids. The transcript has 20 exons. Gene Ontology annotation, biological process: fatty acid catabolic process; triglyceride biosynthetic process; positive regulation of transcription by RNA polymerase II. The record is from RefSeq and is a predicted model, not a curated record. Gene Ontology annotation, cellular component: nucleus. Gene Ontology annotation, molecular function: transcription coactivator activity; phosphatidate phosphatase activity.